UUCUUUAUUUUCCUUUUUUCUCUUUUUCUAUACCACAUAUUUCUAUUUCUCACAUCGACUUGGAGAAAUGACACAUCUCAGUGAUUUUUCCUAUCUAGAGCGAUGUACUGUAUGGCUUUACAUGACUGUCUAUUUCGUCUAUUCAGUCUACAAGGGCGAUAGAUUCAAAUGCUUAAGGCCCAGUUCCAUUAUUUCGGGCGAAUUAAAGUCCAUCAUUACAAUACUGCUAAUACUAGCGAUGGUCAUGCAAGCGAUGUGGGAUGUCAUGUCCACAUACGUCAAGUACGAAGAAGGCUUUACAGUCUACGAAGGAAAGAUCAUUGGAAAACCCUUUGCAAUGUGGUCUUCCACUAACCAAAGCAAUAUGGUGGUCAUGGACUAUGUCGAAUGUGUUACUUUUUCAUUACAAGUCGGUGUCUUCUUUUUAAUGCAAUCGUUCUGGAAUUAUCUCUCCAAUUCGGUUGCUCGAAAGAGUUUUAUGAGUUCAUUUGAAUUCAAAUUUUAUAUCUUCUGGGCCCUUGGUAGUAUGGCUAUGUUUCCUGUCCUUCAAUGGGUGUACAGAAAUGAUCUAAGCAAACGAGAGGUGAUUCCUCAACUUGCAUACGGUAUUGAAGCCUUGUGUACAUCAUUACUGGGCAUUAGGUCACACUUUAGAUUCAAGAGGAUUAUUGCUCUAUCCCAACGAAACAAUGGUGCUAGUAACAAGACCAUCGUCACAAGACUGGCCUAUUUCAAGGACAUGAACGCUCUUGUCUCUCUCGUCUUGUUCUUUUACGCCGCAUCAUUCAUCAUUCUUUGUGCUGAUGGUUUAACCACAACCAAAAUAAUUAAUCAAAACAAGUUUGCUACAGACACAAUUAUUGCUAAUGCCAAUAUUUGUGUUAUCCUACUUUGGUUACUCUUGAUUUCCAUUUUCCAUCCCCGACCUCAAUAUACCCGUAGUGCUAGCGAAACAACAAGCACAAAUAACGAAUCGACCAACACCAAUAAUUAUGCCUUCUCUAAUAACACACCCGCAACACGAGUCUUGCCCACAGAUAGAUCACACAACUACGUCAUUAAUGAAAGUGUACGAGGCUUAAGCGAAACCACCAAUAAAUUCGGUGGUGGCAUAUCAACCACCAAGAACGCCAACGGUGGAUUUAUGCGACCCAUGUCUCCUAUUACAGUUGAUUAUCCUCAAUCAUUGACUCAUGACACCGUGCCCUUAACAUCACCUGCCGGUAGACCCUUUUCGCCGAUUGAGUCUCCCCAAUUACGUAACAUGGCUGUUGAAGAUCCUUACAGCAGCCAACCUGUCAUGUUCUCCAUGAUGGAAGGUAAAAAAUCCAGUUCCUCACAACGUUACAACGAACCGAGCAGUCCCGGUAGUAUGGGUCGCCAUGAUAUCCCAAUGCGAGGCAUGAAUAGUAGUAUUGAUAGUCGAAACAAUACCAUGUCUCCUCCGCAACGACGAUUUAUGGAGGAGGACGAAUAUAUGGACACCUACACAGAACAUACACAGACGACUGCACCUUCAAGGAUUCGACGACCUUCGUGGGAGCGUAGAGAUGAGCCUACACAACCAAUCACUGUUUCUCAACCUGGUGGUGAUCAAAUCGUUCGUGAUUGGUUAUGGCAAUCCCCUGAUAGAAGAAAUACUUAAUAUAUAUAUACAUAUAAAAUAUAAUAAAUAAUAAAUAAUGAUAUGAAAAUUGCA
Messenger RNA from Mucor mucedo, 1699 nucleotides. RefSeq lists its product as uncharacterized. The record is from RefSeq and is a predicted model, not a curated record. Bases 68 to 1645 code for a protein of 525 amino acids. The transcript has 8 exons. NCBI's taxonomy places the organism in Eukaryota, Fungi, Mucoromycota, Mucoromycetes, Mucorales, Mucoraceae.